AGGAACUUCCUCCUCCCCCACCGGCCUUCACCUUUUGUUCCCUAUCCUGGGCCAGUUCUCUCGCAGGUCCCAGAUGUCCAGUUCCAGAUGCCUGGACCCAGAGUGUGGGGGAAAUAUCCCUGCAGAAGCCCUCACUCCACAGACUGUCCAGGCGCAAUGUGGUGGCUGCUCCUCUGGGGAGUCCUCCAGGCUUGCCCCACCCGGGGCUCCCUCCUCUUGGCCCAAGAGCUACCCCAGCAGCUGACAUCCCCCGGGUACCCAGAGCCGUAUCGCAAAGGCCAAGAGAGCAGCACGGACAUCAAGGCUCCAGAGGGCUUUGCUGUGAGCCUCAUCUUCCAGGACUUCGACCUGGAGCCGUCCCAGGACUGUGCAGGGGACUCUGUCACAAUCUCAGGCAGCGGGUCGGAUCCAAGCCAGUUCUGUGGUCAGCAAGGCUCCCCUCUGGGCAGGCCCCCUGGUCAGAGGGAGUUUAUAUCCUCAGGGAGGAGUUUGCGGCUGACCUUCCGCACACAGCCCUCCUCGGAGAACAGGACUGCCCACCUCCACAAGGGCUUCCUGGCCCUCUACCAAACCGUGGCUGUGAACUAUAGUCAGCCCAUCAGCGAGGCCAGCAGGGGCUCUGAGGCCAUCAACGCACCUGGAGACAACCCCGCCAAGGUCCAGAACCACUGCCAGGAGCCCUAUUAUCAGGCCGCGGCAGCAGGGGCACUCACCUGCGCAACCCCAGGGACCUGGAAAGACAGACAGGAUGGGGAGGAGGUUCUUCAGUGUAUGCCUGUCUGCGGACGACCAGUCACCCCCAUUGCCCAGAAUCAGACGACCCUCGGUUCUUCCAGAGCUAAGCUCGGCAACUUCCCCUGGCAAGCCUUCACCAGUAUCCAUGGUCGUGGGGGCGGGGCCCUGCUGGGUGACAGAUGGAUCCUCACUGCUGCCCACACCAUCUACCCCAAGGACAGUGUUUCUCUCAGGAAGAACCAGAGUGUGAAUGUGUUCCUGGGCCACACAGCCAUAGAUGAGAUGCUGAAACUGGGGAACCACCCUGUCCACCGUGUCGUUGUGCACCCCGACUACCGUCAGAAUGAGUCCCACAACUUUAGUGGGGACAUCGCCCUCCUGGAGCUGCAGCACAGCAUCCCCCUGGGCCCCAACGUCCUCCCGGUCUGUCUGCCCGAUAAUGAGACCCUCUACCGCAGCGGCUUGUUGGGCUACGUCAGUGGGUUUGGCAUGGAGAUGGGCUGGCUAACUACUGAGUUGAAGUACUCGAGGCUGCCUGUAGCUUCCAGGGAGGCCUGCAACGCCUGGCUCCAAAAGAGACAGAGACCUGAGGUGUUUUCGGACAAUAUGUUCUGUGUUGGGGACGAGACGCAAAGGCCCAGUGUCUGCCAGGGGGACAGUGGCAGCGUCUAUGUGGUAUGGGACGAUCAUGCCCAUCACUGGGUGGCCACGGGCAUUGUGUCCUGGGGCAUAGGGUGUGGCGAAGGGUAUGACUUCUACACCAAAGUGCUCAGCUACGUGGACUGGAUCAAGGGAGUGAUGAAUGGCAAGAAUUGACCCUGGGGGCUCGAACAGUGACUGACCAGCACAGUGGAGGCCCCAGGCAACAGAGGGCCGGGAGUGAGGACUGAGCGCUGGGGUAGGGGUUGGGGGUGGGGGUUGGGGGAGGCAGGGAAAUCGUAUUCACAUCACUGUUGCACCAAGCCACUGCAAGGGAAACCCCCACCCGACAAGCCUGCACCAUGCCAGACAGGAAGCAGGGUCCCACAGACCGUCCCUCCUCACCUUCUACCUCCCCGUGCGCAUGCACUAGGCCCAGGGAAGCCUGUACAUCUCAGCAACUUUCGCCUCGAAUGUCCUUAGAACCCCCUUCCCCUACUUCAUCUGUUGACACAGCUUUUAUACUCACCUGUGGAAGAGUCAUCUUCUCACCCGCUAUUAGAGUAUGGAGGAAGGGGUUUUCAUUGCAUUUCAUUUCUGAAAGAUUCCUAAGACCCUUUAGUUGACCUUCAAAUAUUCAAGCUAUUCUGCAGCUCCAAGAAGCAAUUAUAGAAAUAACUCCUUUUUUAUUUUAUGUCCUCUAUAUGCCAGGUGCUUCACCUGUUAUUUCACUUAAUCCUCAUACCAUAUUUGCAAAGGAUGUGUUAUUAUCCAUGUGCAACAAAUGAGGAAACUGAUGCUCAGGGGAUAAAGGGACUUGCCCAAGUCCCACAGCUGGUGCGUGACUGCGGAGACUGUGCUCUUCCCAGUGUGCCGCGAUACUUCUCAAUUCUCUUCUGACUUGCUGUGUCACCCACUUUCCCUCCCAGCCCCCACAUCCUUACCAUUUUCCCUCCCUGAGAAUUCCUGCUUCUGUGAAAAUGGCAUCCUCUGGCUCACACUUUCCUGCUGGCACCAUCUCCUGCAGAAGCCAGGUGAGCCCCGCACUGGACUGAAUUUCCUGCGGACACCCCACCGGUGCCUCCAUCAUCAAGGGAGCUGCUCGACCUGAGAGGACCAACUCUUUAAUUUUUAGUAAAGACUGGAGGUGAUGGGCCAGCCACAGUGGCUCACACCUCUAAUCCUAGCACUUUCGGAGGCCAAGGUGGGUGGAUCAUGAGGUCAGGAGAUCCAGCCCAUCCUGGCCAACAUGGUGAAACCCCGUCUCUACUAAAAAUACAAAAAUUAGCUGGGCAUGGUGGCACGUACCUGUAGUCCCAGCUACUCAGGAGGCUGGGGCAGGAAAAUCACUUGAACCCAGGAGGCGGAAGUUGCAGUGAGCUGAGAUUUUGCCACUGCACUCCAGCCUGGCAAGAGAGGGAGACUCUGUCUAAAAAAAAAAAAAAAAAAAAAAAAAUUGGAGGUGAUUAACAGUGAAAGACACAAAUAAAAUACAACUGUUCAAUGGAAAUAGAAGAUAAACACCGUAAAAGAGAGAAGAGAGGUAAUUUGUUGGCAUCAAGAGUCACGUUACUAUAUGGUCAAAGGUUAAAUUUAUCUCUAAAAAAAAUGGCAGGAUGCAAAGUUGAACAUACAUGUGGUUACUUCUGUUUUUUACACCCACACACAGUACAAAAGAUUAUUAAAAAUAUUCCCAAAAGGCGGAUGCAGUGAUGCACACUUACAGUCCCAGCCACUCAGGAGGCUGAUGCAGGAGGAUCACUUCAGGUCAGGAGUUCAAGUCCAGCCUAAGCAACAUAGUGAAACCCCAUCUCCAAAAAUAUAAUAAUAAUUCUCUCAAAAUACUAAAGAAAGGAGCUUUAUUGAUAAGAUUUUGGCUGUCUGGUUUUCCACUAUUCUCUAUUUGCUGAAUUUUGUUUAAUGAGCAUGAAACAUUUUUAUUUUACUUAUUUUUAUGAUUAAAAAAAUGAUAUGAGUUUCUCCAUACCAAGGCAAAAAAAUAUAUAUACACCUAUA
This is a messenger RNA of Nomascus leucogenys (northern white-cheeked gibbon), 3390 nucleotides long. It is a transcript of the gene C1RL, whose product is annotated as complement C1r subcomponent like. NCBI's taxonomy places the organism in Eukaryota, Metazoa, Chordata, Mammalia, Primates, Hylobatidae. Gene Ontology annotation, molecular function: serine-type endopeptidase activity. The record is from RefSeq and is a predicted model, not a curated record. Gene Ontology annotation, biological process: zymogen activation. Gene Ontology annotation, cellular component: blood microparticle.